AUGUCGCAGAACCAAGGCGACACCGAAGCGCGAACUCGCGAGGGACCGGCUGCGCUGAGCGACGAGCUGGUGAUGUACGUCGACCUCGAACAAGAGUCGAACGGAGCAAAGCGUGAGCGCACAACCAAUGCCAUUGCUGAGGGGAGCAGUCUGAGAAUGUACGACACGCCAGGUGACAAGAUCGACGACGCUCCUGGCGCAAGCCACUCCGGCACUGGCAAUGGACGCAUUGCCAAAGAGCACGGCAGAUAUCCUGCGAGCAGCCAUAAUGCCAAUGACAGCGCUAGCGACCAAGCCGUCCAGCACGGCAGCCAGAGCAACGUCGCCGACCAGUCUAUGCACGACAAAGCCAGCAUCGAGGCCAUGAUCGGCAUUCAAGGAAGCGCUAAGGACAGCGAUGACGAAGGGGCACAGGAUCUGGUCGAGCAGCCACCUCUCGACAGUGGCCACAACCCGAUCGAGCUAGCAGGCAACGGCACGGACGCUGACGCCAUGGACAACGAUAGCGGCGUCCAGAUUCAUAAGCAGGACAAAGAUGUCGAAAUGAUCGACGCAGUCGCCGGCACCAGCGGCGAGGGUGAGGAUGAUGACGAACACCGCGGACAAUCCUCGACGAAAUCAUGCAGCCCCAAGAGUGUGCGAGGCAGGAGAGCAGGCCGAGGAGGUCGUGCGGCGCGUGGCGGACGUGGCCGUGGCCGUGCUCGUGGCACAGCUCAGCCUAGUCAUAGCAGCCGAUCCACCAGGUCUCAGGCUGGUAGCAGCUCUCGUCAACAGCUUGAUGAGGAUGCAGGUAUGGGUGAGGAGUCCGACAUCACCGACCUGACUGACCUGACCGACCAUCUCAGCAGCGUCCAGGAGCCUGGCUCUAGCGCCAGCAUCGCUACACGUAAGGCUUCUCGUCCAGUACAGUCGAGCUACGAGACCAGCAGCGCCGGAGGCAGUAGCCUCACCAGUGCACCUAAGACGAAGGCAUUCACCAGUAGCGACAAAGUUAUCAAGGAAGAGCAGCAUGCAGAAGGGCGAGGCCCCGUCAAGAUGGAGUCGGACAGCGCUGUCGAGGCACCUGAGCUGCCCACCACCAAGAGGAACACCCGCAAGCGUGCCGCCAAGCAGGAAGCUCCUAACGAGAAGGAGGAGGACACAAAGCCGCAGACCAAGAAGGCGAGGCCUACUCGGGGCACAGCCAGCCACAAGACGAUGAAGACGAGCGAGACCGACAAGGAGGAAUCUGAGCCUGAGGUUGAGCCUGAGACGAAGCCCAAGGCGACCAAGAAGGGAGCAAAGCCGAAGGCUCCGAAGAAGGAGGAGAGCGACAUGGAGGAAGACGACAAACAGAUCGAGGAAGAGGGGAAGAAGAACGUCAGACCUCGCGCAUCUGCCUCAAGCUCCUUCAAGUCGGGCAAGGUUUCCUGGAUGGACAAGCUGCCUCAGCCGUCCCCUCCCAAGGGUAAGGACCGCAAACAGCCCGACAACGACGACUAUCUUGCAGUGUGGCUCAGGAUCUUCAGCAGCUUCGAUGAGUGGGUACCCGGACAAGCCGUGGCAGCCAACAAGUAUCAGUGGCUGGAGAAAGAGAUGGGCAUAACGACCAAACACCAGUACGGCCAUGGCGAGCACAUCCGCGCAUCCUACACCAGCUUCGUCAAGAACGUGUUGCUCUUCGUCCAAGGAGGAUGCAAAGAUAAGAUCAAGGUACCAUCGGCUCCGACUGAGGACAAGAAGAAGAUCAAGUGGGACAGGGUCGUGCGACUGGUCUUUGAGAACCACAAGCCGGCAUGGAAUGAGCUGAGGGCUGAGCGUCAGCUGGGUUCUAAGGGAAACGAACAGCUGAGGCAGGCAACGACGGCCGUGCUCGGUAAGAUUGAGAAGGCCAUCGAGAAGAAGUAG
This is a messenger RNA of Jaminaea rosea, 1887 nucleotides long. RefSeq lists its product as hypothetical. Lineage: Eukaryota; Fungi; Basidiomycota; Exobasidiomycetes; Microstromatales. The coding region runs from base 1 to 1887 and encodes 628 amino acids. The record is from RefSeq and is a predicted model, not a curated record. The transcript has a single exon.